UGCCAGGGCGGGGAUAACCCCUCACGUGGAGCAGAUGAAAGGGCCGCGGCGCGACGGCCCGGGGAGCCGAGCGGAGCCUGCGACCCACAAAGCCGCCGCUGCCGCCGCGAUGGGGCUGUGAGGCGUCCGCCCGCCUUCGGUCCUCAGCCGGCCAGCGACUAUGCCCGGCCGCGCCCGCCCUCCGCGCCCUCCCGCCGCAGGACCAUGAGGCCGCGCUCGGGCGGGCGCCCAGGGGCCCCGGGCCGCCGCCGCCGCCGCCGCCGCCUCCGCCGCCGUCCUCGCGGCCUCCGGUGCCGCCGCCUGCCGCCGCCGCCGCCGCUGCCGCUGCUGCUCGGGCUGCUGCUGGCGGCCGCGGGGCCCGGCGCGGCGCGGGCCAAGGAGACGGCGUUCGUGGAGGUGGUGCUGUUCGAGUCGAGCCCAAGCGGCGACUACACCACCUACACCACCGGCCUCACGGGCCGCUUCUCGCGGGCCGGGGCCACGCUCAGCGCCGAGGGCGAGAUCGUGCAGAUGCACCCACUGGGCCUAUGUAAUAACAAUGACGAAGAGGACUUGUAUGAAUACGGCUGGGUAGGAGUGGUGAAGCUGGAACAGCCAGAAUUGGACCCAAAACCAUGCCUGACUGUCCUAGGCAAGGCCAAGCGAGCAGUACAGCGGGGAGCCACUGCAGUCAUCUUUGAUGUGUCUGAAAACCCAGAAGCUAUUGACCAGCUGAACCAGGGCUCGGAAGACCCACUCAAGAGGCCGGUGGUGUAUGUGAAGGGUGCAGAUGCCAUUAAGCUGAUGAACAUCGUCAACAAGCAGAAAGUAGCUCGAGCAAGGAUCCAGCACCGCCCUCCUCGACAACCCACUGAAUACUUUGACAUGGGGAUUUUCCUGGCUUUCUUCGUCGUGGUCUCCUUGGUCUGCCUCAUCCUCCUUGUCAAAAUCAAGCUAAAGCAGCGACGCAGUCAGAAUUCCAUGAAUAGGCUGGCCGUGCAGGCUCUGGAGAAGAUGGAAACCAGAAAGUUCAACUCUAAGAGCAAGGGGCGCCGGGAGGGGAGCUGUGGGGCCCUGGACACACUCAGCAGCAGCUCCACGUCUGACUGUGCCAUCUGCCUGGAGAAGUACAUUGAUGGAGAGGAGCUGCGGGUUAUCCCCUGUACUCACCGGUUUCAUAGGAAGUGCGUGGACCCCUGGCUGCUGCAGCACCACACCUGCCCCCACUGUCGGCACAACAUCAUAGAACAAAAGGGAAACCCAGGCGCGGUGUGUGUGGAGACCAGCAACCUCUCACGUGGUCGGCAGCCGAGGGUGACCCUGCCGGUGCAUUACCCCGGCCGCGUGCACAGGACCAACGCCAUCCCAGCCUACCCUACGAGGACAAGCAUGGACUCCCACGGGAACCCCGUUACCUUGCUGACCGUCGACCGGCACGGGGAGCAGAGCCUCUUUUCCCCGCAGACCCCCGCCUACGUCCGCAGCUACCCACCCCUCCACCUGGACCACAGCCUAGCCGCUCACCGCUGCGGCCUGGAGCACCGGGCCUACUCCCCAGCCCACCCCUUCCGCAGGCCUAAGUUGAGCGGCCGCAGCUUCUCCAAGGCAGCUUGCUUCUCCCAGUACGAGACCAUGUACCAGCACUACUACUUCCAGGGCCUCAGCUACCCGGAGCAAGAGGGGCAGCCCCCGCCUAGCCUUGCACCCCGGGGCCCGGCACGUGCCUUUCCUCCGAGUGGCAGCGGCAGCCUGCUGUUCCCGACCGUAGUGCACGUGGCCCCGCCCUCCCACCUGGAGAGCGGUAGCACGUCCAGCUUCAGCUGCUAUCACGGCCACCGCUCGGUGUGCAGUGGCUACCUGGCCGACUGCCCGGGCAGCGACAGCAGCAGCAGCAGCAGCUCCGGUCAGUGCCACUGUUCCUCCAGUGACUCUGUGGUAGACUGCACUGAGGUCAGCAACCAGGGCGUGUACGGGAGCUGCUCCACCUUCCGCAGCUCCCUCAGCAGCGACUAUGAUCCCUUCAUCUACCGCAGCCGGAGCCCCUGUCGCGCCAGUGAGGCAGGGGGCUCAGGCCGGGGACCUGCACUGUGCUUUGAGGGCUCCCUGCCACCCGAGGAGCUCCCGACAGUGCACAGUCAUGGUGCUGGGCGGGGCGAGCCUUGGCCAGGCCCUGCCUCUCCCUCGGGGGAUCAGGUGUCCACCUGCAGCCUGGAGAUGAACUACAGCAGCAACUCCUCGCUGGAGCACAGGGGGCCCAAUAGCUCUACCUCAGAAGUGGGGCUCGAGGCUUCUCCUGGGGCCGCCCCGGACAUCAGGAGGACCUGGAAGGGGGGCCACGAGGGGCCAUCGUGUGCCUGCUGCUGCGAACCCCAGCCCUCCCCACCCGGGCCUAACGCCGGAGCAGCUGGCAGCAGCACCUUGUUCCUGGGGCCCCACCUCUUAGAGGGCUCUGGCCCCACGGGUGGGGAGCCCCAGCCAGGAAGCUCCCAGGGCCUGUACGGCCUUCAUCCCGACCAUUUGCCCAGGACAGAUGGGGUGAAAUAUGAGGGCCUGCCCUGCUGCUUCUAUGAAGAGAAGCAGGUGGCCCGUCGCGGCGGAGGGGGCAGCGGCUGCUACACUGAGGACUACUCGGUGAGUGUGCAGUACACGCUCACCGAGGAGCCCCCACCCGGCUGCCACGCGGGGGCCCGGGACCUGAGCCAGCGCAUCCCCAUCAUUCCGGAGGAUGUGGACUGUGACCUGGGCCUGCCCUCGGACUGCCAAGGGACCCACAGCCUCGGCUCCUGGGGUGGGACACGGGGCCCAGACGCCCCACGGCCCCAUAGGGGCCUGGGAGCAACUCGGGAAGAGGAGCGGGCUCUGUGCUGCCAGGCUAGGGCCCUGCUGCGGCCUGGCUGCCCUCCAGAGGAGGCGGGUGCUGCCAGGGCCAGCCUCCCCAGUGCCCUCCAGGACACUCAGGAGCCCAGCACCACGGCUACUGAGGCUGCAGGACCGAGAUCUCGCUCAGCAGACAGCAGCAGCACAGGAGCCUGAGUUCAGAAGGAACUCUUACCUGGAAAUUGGGAACUGUAUGGAGACUCCAAACUGACUUCCUUCAAAAAACAAAAACAAAAAUUUUUUUAGCUUUGACAAACACACGAAAGUGGUAAUAAAGAGAGCCCUCCUUCUCAACCCAAAAUGUGAGCCCCCUGUGGCAAAACCACCCCCUACCCCAUUAACAAAUCAACAGACAAAAUUCUCCGAGUCCUUUGCCUCUUUUGAUAACAUGUUCUGUUUUGUAAAGUGUGUGUGCUUGGGGUUUCCGAGGUGUGGGAUUGAGUUCUGGUUUUUUGUUUUGUUUUGUUUUUUGUUUUUUGUUUCUUAAGAUAUUGUAUGUAAAUGUAAAAAGUUAUUUAAAUAUGUAUUUUAAAGAACCCUAACCGCCAACUUUUGCUGAAAAAGGAAAAAAAAAUCACUGCUGCAUUAAAUGA
Messenger RNA from Saimiri boliviensis boliviensis (Bolivian squirrel monkey), 3449 nucleotides. RefSeq names its product zinc and ring finger 3 (gene ZNRF3). The record is from RefSeq and is a predicted model, not a curated record. Lineage: Eukaryota; Metazoa; Chordata; Mammalia; Primates; Cebidae.